AUGGCGGCUCGAUACGGCGGCCGCUUUGCGCCAAACUACGAAAGUGAGGCGCGAAGGAUUCAAAAGGAGCCCAUCGUCGUCUGGCGGAAGGAAUGGGUUCAUCCCAAGGCGCCUUCGUCUGGCGGGGUUGGAGCGUCAACGGCGGGCGCCGGUGUCAAGAUCAUGAAGUGGGUUCGGACAGGCGAUACGGUGCAGUUCCCAGAAGAGGAGGACGUGAAUGAGCUGCAGCAGCUGCAGCAGCCCGAGAUCGAGCAUGAGCAAUCGUUGCAAGACCAAGCGCAGGUGCAGGGCGACCAGCAGACGGGGCCCUCGGUCGAUGCUGAGGGCACCAUUGCGAGAGCUUCAGAUGCCAUGGAAGUCGAUCAGCGGCCAGGAGUCGAAGACAUGGACAUUGCUCGAGGGGCCGACUUGCACGCAGAGCAGGCUGCCGCCGAUCUCUUGGAGCAGGCGCACGAGGACGUGCAGGACCGACAAAGGGCAGAACAGACUGGUGGAGACCCUCAAGCUGCUGUUGUUCAGCCUGCGGAAGACGAAGAGAUUGUAGCCCUCGCCAAGGAGCAGGGGAGCAUCGCGACUGACGACGUCGAGGAGAGACUACAGCCUCCUAUCGAACCGGAAGCGCAAGAGCAACAGGCCGACGAAGAGGAGGGAGAGACAUCGACGACUGCGCCCAGUGCCAUGCAGAUCCAGGUUGAUCAGCAACCUCUGAAUUGAUUGAACUAUUCCAUUCCAUUGUAAUUCUAUGCUUGGGACUCCUAAAGACAAAUUUGAAGAUGCACGACGAAG
This is a messenger RNA of Acaromyces ingoldii, 786 nucleotides long. RefSeq lists its product as hypothetical. Bases 1 to 714 code for a protein of 237 amino acids. The transcript is spliced from 2 exons. The record is from RefSeq and is a predicted model, not a curated record. NCBI's taxonomy places the organism in Eukaryota, Fungi, Basidiomycota, Exobasidiomycetes, Exobasidiales, Cryptobasidiaceae.